Messenger RNA from Rotaria sordida, 786 nucleotides. The record is from the annotation of a GenBank genome assembly. Lineage: Eukaryota; Metazoa; Rotifera; Eurotatoria; Philodinida; Philodinidae.
AUGUUACCAUCAGUAAAAAGGUCUGAAAAAUGCUUGCAAUUAGCAUACAUGGGACGUGCUCGUUAUGAUGAUGGAAUUUAUACAACUUAUCAAGAUCACAUAUGUCGAGCACCAGAUCCAGAUGAAAUUGAAAAAGCAUUAUAUAAUUAUGAAAUUAAAAAGAAUGCGCAACAAUGUCAUGAUCCACCACGAUUAAUCAUUCAAAAUGCUCGUCUUAAAAUAUCAUUAGAUGCUGCAAUUAACAUUCCACAAUACACAGCAUCGCAACAUAUUAUUAUACCAUCAAAUUAUCAAGUUAAUGCAUUAAAUGAACAAUUUCUUUUAUAUGAUAAUAAUGACAAUCAACGACGAAUAUUAAUCUUUGCUACAAAACAACAUUUAGAUUUUCUUAAUGAAUGCGAAAGUUGGCAUUGCGACGGCACUUUUGCCGUAGCACCUAAGCUAUUUGAACAAAUGUAUUCUAUUCAUGGUUCAAUUCGUGGUAAAAAAUUACCAUUAUUAUAUUCACUUCUACCAAAUAAAGAUCAAAAAACUUAUGAAGAAUUAUUUCGAAUAGUGGCUCAACAUGAAUUACAUUUAAAAAAAGAAUUUCUGGAAAACCAAAAUAGUCGUCAAACUAUGAAAAAUUUAGCAGCAUUAGCUUUUGUUCCACCUAAUAAUAUUGUUGAAGAAUUUUCACGCAUAAAAGAAAAUGCAUCUGAUGUUUUAGAUGGUAAUAAACUUUAUAUAUUAAAUUUUUAUUACAUAUUGUCAAGUUUUAGAUUUGAUUUUGUAUUUCGAAGAUAA